This is a messenger RNA of Neolamprologus brichardi, 2519 nucleotides long. RefSeq names its product RAD1 homolog (S. pombe) (gene rad1). Gene Ontology annotation, cellular component: checkpoint clamp complex; nucleus. NCBI's taxonomy places the organism in Eukaryota, Metazoa, Chordata, Actinopteri, Cichliformes, Cichlidae. The record is from RefSeq and is a predicted model, not a curated record. Gene Ontology annotation, biological process: DNA repair; DNA damage checkpoint signaling.
CCGUAGAAGAAGAGCGACAGGCGGAAGUUGUUCAUCAUCGGGCGCCUUUCUUCAAAAACAAUCACAAGAACUGCUGCAUAACAGCUUUAUAAGAGACACGAAGGGACCUCACAGCGGGUAUCUGUGCGCCUUUUUUCCACGCUACAAUGCCUCUCUCCACUCAGUCGCAAGGUGAUGACGAACAGUACGUUUUAGUGGCGAAUUUGGACAAUGCUCGCAAUCUUUCCAACAUCCUGAAAGCAAUCACCUUCAAAGAUCACGCCAUCUUCACAGCUACAACCAAUGGCCUUAAGGUCACAGUGGAGGACUCGAAAUGUCUGCAGGCCAAUGCCUUCAUCCAGGCUGAGAUCUUCCAAGAGUUCACCAUAAGAGAAGAUCUGGUGGCUUUUCAGAUCAACCUCACUGUUCUCCUCGAUUGCCUCAAUAUAUUUGGUGGAACCACAACACCAGGUGUAUCAACAGCCUUGCGGAUGUGCUACAGGGGGUAUGGGUUCCCUCUGACGUUGUUCCUGGAGGAAGGUGGUGUAGUGACCGUGUGCAAGAUUAACACGCAAGAACCAGAAGAACCGAUUGACUUUGAGUUCUGCAGCACUAAUGUCACGAACAAGGUGAUCUUGCAGUCAGAGAGUUUGAAGGAAGCCUUCUCUGAACUGGACAUGACUAGUGAAGUACUACAGAUUACCAUGUCCCCCAGCCAACCAUACUUCAGGCUGUCAACAUUUGGGAAUGCUGGAAAUGCUCAUUAUGAUUACUCCAAAGACUCGGACAUGAUGGAGCUGUUUAAGUGCACCGAGACACAAACGAACAGAUACAAGGUGUCCCUCCUGAAGCCGUCCACCAAAGCCUUGGCUUUGUCCUGUAAAGUCUCCGUCAGGACAGACAACCGGGGCUUCCUCUCUCUGCAGUACCUGGUCAGGAAUGACGACGGACAGAUCUGCUUCGUAGAAUAUUACUGCUGUCCCGAUGAGGAGGUGGAAGAGAACUGAGAACACCAGAUUCAAAUCUGACUUGUAAUAAGCACCUUAACUACACACCGGAGGCCAGUUUGCCAGAGGAGGCAGGCGCUUCCGUCUGAAUGUCAGCGGGCCUUUCCUCAGCCGGUGUCAGGAAGACAUCCGCUGUAACGUCACUUUCCAGGUCCUCCUUCGCAGACGUCUUCUUUCCUUUCUGCAUCUCCUUUACCAUCUGCUUCUCUCGCACUUUGGCUGCCGCUGCCAGUCGCAUCUCUCUCCGGUGCUGCAGGAGCAUACAGAGAGAUGUUCGAUGUAAGAACGUUAGUACAUCAGGAACAUUAAUUGUAACUUCAGCUUUCGUGCAAUGGAUUUUUACCAUGUUAGGAGAACGGAAGUCUGGGUUUUCAUAGAGCGUAGGCCCCCCAAAGCUCCCCUGAAAGAUCUUCAUGAGGUUAAGAACAAAGCGAGGCCCAAUCUCCACUAGAGAGCCAUCUUCCUCAAUGAUCUGAACACAGCCAGAGGAAAAUAAGAAAUAUUUCAUUCGGAAUCCGCUCAAGCCAGGGAUAAAAUAUCAAAUGAAAUUUAGAAAAGUGUGGCGGAAGAGUACCUGGUAGUUUCGAAACCAAAUCCUGUUGUCUGCAAUGGUGAAGGUGAAAACAUGGUCCACAAAAGGCUGACUCUUAGGAUGGUAGCGUGGGGUGGAAAAGGUCUACAACAGAAAAACCGAAUGAGUUCAGUCAGAAAAUACAAUUUGUUCAACUCUUCAAGGAAAAAAUGUUUAAAAAAAAUCACAUCUGCUCCGUUCUUUACAGUAAAAACAUGAUAUGUAAUCGGACUUUAGACACAAAGUGUCAAAAACUGCAGUCACAGUUUACAUCCACGCUGUCCUGGAAACGCACCUGGAUGAAGAGCUCUUUCAGUAAAGCAUAGUGAGGCUCCUUGUCGAAUUUCUGUGGAAGAAAAUAAAGAGCAAAAAUAAAAACUUCAGCUCUUGCCCAGGUGUUUGUUCUUAAAUUCAACUUAAACACAAAAAAAACUUUCACUAUUCAGAUCACAGACCGAGAAUUUUGUAUCAGAGUGAAGACAUUGUGCAGAUUUUUGUGAUGCUAUUUGUAGGGAUGGGAAUCGAGAACCGGUUUAUGUAGAAAACCGAUUCCCAGAAGUCCAAUUCCUUGGAAUUGUUAAGUUAUAGAGUAACAUGAAAGUAAUGUAACGAGUACUGUAAGGAAUUAUUUUUUCCAGGGAGUAAUUAAGUAAUGUACUGCAUUACUGCAAGAAAAGUGUUCUGUGUAACAUGCACAAACAUUUAACCCACAGCAUGCAGUUAAUUUGCAUGAAGGUAAUUUCUAUAUUGCUUCUUGGCAAAUGUGGUGACUUUCAAAACGGACCCAAUGACAAUCGAUAAGUAAUCGAAUCGAUAAAUGAUAUUGAUCUCGGAAUCGCUAAAUUCUUACCAAUUCCCAUCCCUAUUUCCUGGACUACACUAAACCAUAAAUAUCUGAUGUGGUGUUGAUGAGACUCAUAGUGCAACAAAUUCAGAAUAAAGACAUACUGAUUAUAAACUAA